Molecule: messenger RNA, 345 nt
Organism: Protopolystoma xenopodis
Lineage: Eukaryota; Metazoa; Platyhelminthes; Monogenea; Polystomatidea; Polystomatidae
Source: the annotation of a GenBank genome assembly
AUGGAAGCCCAGAUUAUGGCAGAUAUUCAACCGAUUCGGGUGGCAUGGAUGCUGGGUGAUCGGGAAUUAGUCCAGUCAGAUCGGAUCGAAAUGACUUAUCUGGAGGACACCGGGGUAGCUCGUAUCGUUAUCCGCAAGGCCAGCCAACCAGACUCUGGCCAGUAUACCUGCGUGGCUACGGGGGAGGUGGUGGAACCGAAGACAGGAAGGCGCUUCUCAAAGACGGUCACUUCCAGUUCGACGGUUCUGGUUGAAGCUGUUCCUCUGUACACAGCAGAUCUUCAGUUCAUCAGACCAGUAGAGUUCAACGUGAAACAAGCCAAGCAGCAGCAGAUCAUCGAGUAA